Messenger RNA from Venustampulla echinocandica, 1833 nucleotides. RefSeq lists its product as uncharacterized. The transcript is spliced from 5 exons. Gene Ontology annotation, molecular function: transcription coactivator activity; DNA binding. NCBI's taxonomy places the organism in Eukaryota, Fungi, Ascomycota, Leotiomycetes, Helotiales, Pleuroascaceae. The record is from RefSeq and is a predicted model, not a curated record. Bases 1 to 1833 code for a protein of 610 amino acids. Gene Ontology annotation, cellular component: SBF transcription complex; MBF transcription complex.
AUGGUGGUCCCUGCAUUCGGCUUCUCGUUUGGGGACUUUACAGGAGGCAUUGUCCUCGUGAAAGAGCUCAUCACGGCUCUACGCGAUGGUGCUGGAGCAAAGCCACAAUACAAACGUCUUAUCACGGUGUUAGUAAAUCUCGAACGCGCGUUGACCGAGGUCCAACUCCUCAAAGUCGAAGACUCUCAGGCUGCACAGAAGAUUGCACUAGAACAAGCUGCAUUACAAUGUCGAGGGAGCAUAGAGGAUUUCUUGAGACAGAAUGCGAAGUUUGAAGCGACGCUCGGUGCCCAGACGACUUCCUCGAAGUGGAAUUGGCGAGCCAAUCUACACAAGAUACAGUGGGUCAUGUGUAGGGAAGAUUCCAUUGAUAAGUUGAAGGCCGAGAUAAUGGGACACACAUUAGCCAUCAAUACUUUGCUGAUGACGACACACUUAUCAGCGACAGCGAUACAGACCGAGUUAACGAAAAGUCACCAAUUAGAAAGUAAAGAACAUCGCAAAGUAACGGAUGAAGCACAAGCUCUGGUAAAGCAGAAUCAUGCUCUCCUGAGCAUUCAAACGAAUCUUACUCUCAUGAUUUCUCGGAAUAUCGAAAACUUGUCAACCCGCCAGCAAACUGAAGAACUCCAAUCAAUUGUACUCAAAAUCCUCGAUACGAAUGUGAAAAUGUACGAGAUGGUCUUGGAUAUGCAGAAACUUCAAUCUCAACUCCCUGUACAAGUUGAUCGUCAACAGCCUGUGCACUUUGAGGAUGCUCAUGGCCGAAUAACUCCAUUCCACACUGAGUUUAUCAACUCAUUUGAUGCGUUUCAGGCAGUGAUAGAAUCAAUUUCAAAAAGAAAGCUUGAUCUCACCGCCUCCUGGGACUCUGUUUUCCUGCCAGGCAGGAAGGUGAACAUGAGUAUGGUGUUUCGCAGGCCGCAAACAUCCAUGUCAUCGUGUCCCGGGUGUCAGGCCGAGAAUGAGAUUGAGGGUAGUAAUAGAGGAUCUGAAAUUCAAUGUUCUAAUAUAGACUGCAAAAUGUGGUACCAACGAAUAUUUGAGAUAGAUGCUCCUCAAGAAGCCCCAUUCGCUGCGCCCAAGAUCAAGCUGGGUAAGCGCGGACAAAAGGCUACACUAACAUCAUCUAGGAAAAGAUCCAAACAGCUAGUUAUUGAAGGUUCUGAUUACGGCGUGGAGAAUUCUGCUCAAGAUGAGGAUGAGGAUGACGACGAGAUACACGAAUUCCGGCGUGUACAAGUCGUUCACAAGAAUUUUGUGCCGAAAUCUCUACUGCAGCAUGUGCGGCGCGACUACUCUAUGAGCAUGACAGACUCAGCUCCUUCUGAAUCUGGAAUCUUAAUGGGCGUCACAAGCUUAUCCAAUAAACAUACAAAACCAGAUGGUCCACAAGUCUACACCGCCGCCUAUCCUAAUAUUCUCAUGUAUGAAAUGGAAGCCAACGGGGCAGCGGUAAUGCGCCGAAGCUCAGAUUCCUGGUUGAACGCAACACAAAUUCUAAAGGUCGCACAGAUGAAAAAAGGACAACGCGCAAAGACUAUAGCGAGAGAGAUUCUAAUCGGAGAACAUGAAAAGAUCCAAGGUGGAUAUGGUAUAUCUCAAGGUAUUUGGAUCAAUUAUGAGCGAGGUGUGAGGCUCUGUCGACAAUACGGCGUGGAGGAGCUGCUACGACCACUCCUUAAUUAUGAUAUGGGAGUGGAGACUCCGACAAAGCGGCAGAGAGUUGCGCAGAGGCACGACAAGACAAGCCGCAAGGCGAUGUCUUGGUCGGGGACCGGAAGACAUGCGGCAUUCUCUAGAAUAUCAGAGUUCCAUUCGUGGAGAAUUUGA